Molecule: messenger RNA, 2161 nt
Organism: Kogia breviceps (pygmy sperm whale)
Lineage: Eukaryota; Metazoa; Chordata; Mammalia; Artiodactyla; Physeteridae
Gene: PELI2
Product: pellino E3 ubiquitin protein ligase family member 2
Biological process (GO): protein polyubiquitination; regulation of Toll signaling pathway
Molecular function (GO): protein binding; ubiquitin protein ligase activity
Source: RefSeq, a predicted model, not a curated record
GCUUCGGCGGCGGCUGCGGCUCCGGCGCUCGGCGCGGGUAGGUCCCCCUGCUGCCUGGUUCCAUUUGUUGUCGAGUCCGGCUCGGGGCAGCCGCGCUGUGCGGAGCUUCGGAGAGCCCGGCAGGGCAGCCGCGCAGCCACGACGGAGCAGCCGCGGGAUUGGCCGCCCCGCGCCCCCUUCGCCGCCGUGCCCUUCCCCGGCGCGCUCACUCCCUUCUCGGGAUGGGAUUGUAGCGGCGGCGCGGACUCGGCGGGGGUCGCGGCGGAGGCGACGGCGGCGGCGGCGGCGGCAGCCGAGCAGGGCUCCAUGUUUUCCCCCGGCCAGGAGGAGCACUGCGCCCUCAACAAGGAGCCGGUGAAAUACGGGGAGCUGGUGGUUCUGGGGUACAAUGGUGCUUUACCCAAUGGAGACAGAGGCCGGAGGAAAAGCAGAUUUGCUCUCUACAAGCGGCCGAAGGCUAAUGGAGUCAAACCCAGCACGGUCCAUGUGAUAUCCACGCCACAGGCAUCCAAGGCUAUCAGCUGCAAAGGUCAACACAGCAUAUCGUACACUCUGUCAAGGAAUCAGACUGUGGUGGUCGAGUACACACAUGAUAAAGAUACGGACAUGUUUCAGGUGGGCAGAUCAACAGAAAGCCCUAUUGACUUCGUCGUUACAGACACAAUUUCUGGCAGUCAGAACAAUGAUGAAGCGCAAAUUACACAAAGCACCAUAUCCAGGUUUGCCUGCAGGAUAGUCUGUGACAGGAAUGAACCUUACACAGCACGAAUAUUCGCAGCCGGAUUCGACUCUUCCAAAAACAUAUUUCUUGGCGAAAAGGCGGCAAAGUGGAAAAACCCCGAUGGCCACAUGGAUGGGCUCACGACCAAUGGUGUCCUGGUGAUGCAUCCGAGAGGGGGCUUCACUGAGGAGUCCCAGCCUGGGGUCUGGCGCGAGAUCUCCGUCUGUGGAGACGUGUACACCUUGCGAGAGACCAGGUCUGCGCAGCAAAGGGGAAAGCUGGUGGAAAGCGAGACCAACGUCCUGCAGGACGGCUCCCUCAUCGACCUGUGCGGGGCCACCCUGCUCUGGAGGACAGCAGAUGGCCUCUUUCACACCCCAACCCAGAAGCACAUUGAAGCCCUGCGGCAGGAGAUCAACGCUGCCCGGCCACAGUGUCCCGUGGGGCUCAACACCUUGGCCUUCCCCAGCAUCAACAGGAAAGAGGUGGUGGAGGAGAAGCAGCCCUGGGCAUACCUCAGCUGUGGGCACGUGCACGGCUACCACAACUGGGGCCAUCGGAGCGACACGGAGGCCAAUGAGAGGGAGUGUCCCAUGUGCAGGACUGUGGGUCCCUACGUGCCGCUCUGGCUCGGUUGCGAGGCGGGCUUUUAUGUAGACGCGGGACCGCCCACCCAUGCUUUCACCCCUUGUGGACAUGUGUGCUCAGAGAAGUCUGCGAAAUAUUGGUCUCAGAUCCCGCUGCCUCACGGGACUCACGCAUUUCAUGCCGCCUGCCCUUUCUGUGCCACGCAGCUGCUUGGGGAACAGAACUGCAUCAAAUUGAUUUUCCAAGGUCCAGUUGACUGAUGCCCUUUACAGCCAUCGAUGACGACUUUAUUAACAAGUUACUGUGAAGAUUUUGCCACUAACUCUAGAUUUUACCUUUUUAUAAUACCGUUCAUUAAGGGGAGGCGUGUCCUGAGGCUGGGAAAAAAGAAGGGCGUGGUGAUGAAACAUGCCAGGCAUUGAUGAUAACAGUGGUGUGUUGCAUGCUCAAAAUAGCAGCCUCCUCAUUGAAGUCUGCUUAAUUAAACCAUAAUAUCUUUGUAACAAUUGGAUUUUAAAUGCCAUGCUUUUAAAAACCUUGGGGUUUUUAAAACAAGUUUUCUUUGUUAAAUUUGGACAGGACUUUAAAUUCCAUUUUAAAACUGUAGAAGAAAUUUACUCAGAAGUUGUUGGCUCUUAACUGCAAACUUCGGUGCUGUGUGGUAUAGGUGUUAGACAUGCCGUAUCUGGAAAUACUUGAUACAGGUUAGAAUCUGACCAGAUACCAAAGGGGCAGCUCUAUAAGAUGAUGUUGGGGGACAGGAGACCUUAGGCACAGGUGAUUGUUUUGAAAUCUGGGGCUUUUCUCUGACUUUUCUUUUGAGGGGAGGGAAUAUUCAUAUGUUGUCAUGUU